Molecule: messenger RNA, 3810 nt
Organism: Triticum turgidum subsp. durum (durum wheat)
Lineage: Eukaryota; Viridiplantae; Streptophyta; Magnoliopsida; Poales; Poaceae
Source: the annotation of a GenBank genome assembly
AUGGCUGCCUCUGCACUCGUUUUUGCAGGGAAAUCUGUGGCGACUUCGGCCAUAUCCUUCUUGGUCAACAAGGCUUUCAGCUACAUCGAUGAGUACUGCAAGUCCGAAAGCAUGGAUGAGUUGAAGAAUCGGCUCCUGCGGGCCAUGCCACAUAUCCAGGCGGUGUUUGAUGUCGUCAACCCAGAACUUGUCAGGGAGCAGAGCAGCGGCCUUGACGCGUGGCUCUGGCAGCUCAGGGACGCGGUCGAGGCGGCGGAGGACGCCAUCGAUGAGCUUGAAUACUACGAGCUCGAGGAGAAGGCCAAGGACCAAAAGGUUAGUGAAUGGGGUUCUCCUCUUGUUAAGAUGAAGCACAAGUUUGUCAGGUCUCUUGGCCCUGCUGUCAACAAGACUAUCAAGAAAAUUAGUCACCGUGAUACUCUGAAGAGAUUGAUGAAAUCUGUGGAUGAUUUAGACAAGGCUGCCAUAGGUGUUAGUGAUUUCCUCAAGCUCACAGACCAUCUCAGUGGAGGUUCUUCUACCAGCAGUCAGCAGAAAGUUCAGAAGCUCAUGGACAAUGAUCGCCAGACUAGUUCAAUAUUAAGUGCAACCAUUUUUAUUGGACGAGAAAAGGAGAAAGAACAGAUUAUUGGAUGGCUAACCAACACGUCAGAUGAAUUGGGAGAAACUAGGGUCAGAAGGACCAAUAGUAUUCCAAUUAUUUCAGUUAUUGGUCAUGGUGGCAUGGGGAAGACUACCUUGGCUCAGAGCAUAUGCAAUCAAGAUGAGGUACUAAAGCAUUUUAAGGUCAUCUGGACCACCAUAUCUACUAGCUUUGAUGCGACAUCGGUGACAAGUAAAAUACUGGAAGACGCUACGCGCGUGAAACCGAGCAGCGAUCAUUUGGAACCACUACAACGGGACCUCAAAGAGAAACUCGCAUUCAUUAAUUUUUUGUUAGUUCUAGAUGACGUUUGGGAAGAUAAGAAGAGAGAUGAAUGGGAGAAGUUAUUUGCUCCUCUGAAGGAACUGAACACUACUGGGAGCAAAAUUCUGUUGAUAACCCGAAUGCAAUCUGUAGCAGACAUGGCUGCAAAGGUGAUGGGGGUCGAAAGGGAUAAGUUCUUGACAUUACAAGGACUGGAAGAUGAUAAAAAUCUCAAGCUCUUCAAUCAUCAUGCCUUUUCCGGUUUGAAUCCAAGAGAUUCAUAUUUGGAGUUAAUUGGAGAACAAAUUGCAAAGAAACUGAGAGGAUGUCCCUUGGUAACGAAGGUUGUCGCUGAGCAUCUGCAAAGCAAUAUGACACCUGAAUACUGGAGAAGAUUCUUGCAUCAAGGAUUGGAACAUUUUAAAGGAACCGAAAAAGAUAUUAUGAAUGUUCUCAGAUUGAGCUACUACCACUUACCAACAGAGCUACAGAUUUGUUUUCGGUAUUGUUGCAUAUUUCCGCAGGACUAUAGAUUUGGAAAGAAACAAUUGGUGCAAAUGUGGAUUGGUUCUGGAUUAAUUGCAAGUGGCAUUCAAUCUUUGGAGGAUACCGCAGAACAAUUCUUGGCUCAGCUAACUAGAAAGUCGUUCUUUGAUAUGAAACCUAUAACUUUUGGAUGGGAAGAAAAAGAAAGUUAUGUAAUGCAUGACUUGAUGCAUGAAUUAGCAAGCAAUGUGUCCACCGGUGAAUGUGCAAGAAUAUGUGAUCCUGUUCAACUUCAAGAUGAGAAGUAUACAGUCCGACACCUAUGCAUUGUCAAUAUUCACAGUUUCUCUGCUGAUGAGGUCAAGAAAAUCUCCCAUUUUAAGAAUCUACGCACUAUUAUCAUUCGUGAUAUCCCGCUAGUUGAAAAUGCUACUGUUUGCGCACUUCAAAUGAUAGUUGAGACCUCAAAAUCACUGCGACUAUUAUAUGCAGAAUUACGAAACCAAUCCUGUUUUGCAAUCAAGUUUGGUAACUUAAAACAUCUUCGCUAUAUCUUCAUGAGUUCGAUAGCACAAGACAAGAUAUGUGGGGUCGCAAAACUUUAUCACUUGAUGUUCCUUUACCAUGGUUUUUUUGGGACCAAAAUACAUGAAGCAAGAUAUUUAGGGAACCUUGAAUGCCUGCGGUGUGUAUCCUAUGGUGGUGUGCAUGGAUUUGGUAAUUUUCCUGUAAGCAGGCUCACUUCUCUUCAGGAAUUACAUAAUUAUAUGGUAGAAGAAAGAACAUGCAACAAAAUAAGUGCAAUUGGGAGCUUAAGAGAUCUUCGUGAAUUAGGUCUGCAGGGUCUUGAGAAUGUUAAGAAUUGUGAAGAAGCUAAGAGUGCCAAGUUGAAGGAAAAACAACAUCUCAACUCACUAUUCAUGGAGUGGUCGACACCUGAUCAAAUCAUGACAGAUGAGUUAGUUCUUGACCACCUUGAGCCACAUGUUAAUAUCAAGGUAUUGAAAAUUCAAGGUUACCCAGGUCCCAAAAUUCCAUCUUGGAUAGAGGACAGCUCUGUAAAAAAUCUGGUAUCUCUCAGGUUGAUAAGUUGCAUUAAUUGGGAAUAUCUUCCCUCUCUUGGCGAUUUGGUAUUUUUGAAGUUUCUAAUGUUGAAGGACCUUCGUAAGCUACGUCAGAUUGGUCGAUCAUCUGAUAUGUCUGGUAGUAGCUGCACGGAGUUGCUGUUACCUCAAAGACUUCAUAGUUUGGAAGUAAAUGAAUGCCGAGAACUGAGGGAGUUACCUAUUCUACCUCCAAGCCUAGUGUCACUGAAUAUAGGAGAUGUUUGUCUGACCAAACUUCCUAUUAUUGGAAAGAUACCGAGUGGAAGCAUCGAGCCAAAAUCAUCUAAGUUGACUGAUAUAAUUAUCACCAACUGUCCAUGCUUAACUUCGCUGGAAGGGAGCCUUUUGGAGCAAAAAUUGCACAUGGGAACUCUCCAUGCCCUAAGAAUUAAUGAUUGUCAGGAUCUGCAAUCCGCCCCCAUACCAUUUGAAGAAAUUAAAGAGCUUAAGAUGCUCAUAAUAACGGCAUGUCCAAAGUUGAGGACGAUGAGAGAUGGCAAAGAUAAGCUUGUGCCAUCAUCACUAAUAAGCCUUACUAUUGGCCAGUGUGGUGACCUGGAACUUCCACUACUUGAGUCACUCCACCUGCUCACCAACUUAUCUGCACUUAUGCUGGAAAACUGCUCGAGCCUGGUGUCCCUCCCCUCCGGGGAUGUAUUCAAGAGUCUCAGGUCUUUGCAGAUCAUGCACAUAAUGGAAUGCGAGAAUCUCUCGUCCUUGGGAGGGCUCGGAUCACUUCCAACCCUCUAUUUCUUAGUAAUUAGAGGGUGCGGUAAACUCGCGGAGGCUGGGUCCUCGCUAACUCGAGUUGCAUCUGGUUCUGGUGGCGAAGACGAGCAUCUGGUGGAGCCCGGUAGCUCACUGGAGAUAACAAAUCUUGACAUUUGUCUGCCGUCCCUGCUGCAUCUUGAGCCACUUAAGAGUCUCUGCCGCACCGAAUAUUUGUGUAUUAAGACUGUGUCAGAGAUGGAUAGCUUACCUGAACGAUGGCUGCUACAGAACCGUUCAUCCCUCCGACUGCUGACUAUACCCAAAGCAGAUUCCUUGAGAUCGCUCCCACCCAGAAUGCAAGACCUCUGCUCUCUCCAGGAAUUGUACCUAAUUGGUGCUGGGCAACUCCAGUCACUUCCAUAUCUGCCCUCCUCCUUGAAGAGCCUCAGUCUUCCAGGAUGCCAUCCAGACCUGAAAAAGAAGAUUACGAAACAUGGAAGCCCAGAAUGGAACAAGAUUGCUCACAUCCCUUAUGCGCAAAUAGGAGAUUCGCUUUUCAUCAGUGGCAAGAAGAAACACAAAAGGCCUUCACCAAACUAA